AUGUCGGACUUCGCGUUAACAGUUUUGGCUACCCUGAAUAAGGGUCCUGUUACUGAUUCUAGGGAAACCUUCCCAGGAAUCGACUCUCAGGUCGUUCAGGGUGCAGUCACUUCUUUGGCUGCUAGAAAUAUGGUUACUUUCAAGCAAAUUGAGAAAGAGCUGUGGGCUCCUACUGCCGAGGGUGAAGACAUUAUCGCCAAUGGGUCACAUGAAAUUCGUCUUUAUGAUGAAGUUAUCAAGUCUUUAGAAGGUUUAAAGAUUGCCGAUGUUGCCAAAGUUCUAGGACCAAGUGGCAAGGUCGGUCAACAACGAGCUUUCAAGAACGGCUGGGUCAAGAAAGACGGCGAUAAAUUAGUCAAGGGAGUUGAUGAAGCCCCUGUCGAUGUCACUAAGGACCAAUUAACCACUAUCAAAAGUACUGGUACUUUAGACGAUGCCAAGGAGCUCAAUGAAUUAAAAAAGCGUAAACUAGUGACCAAGACCAAACUUGUAUCGUAUUCCAUUGAAAAGGGACCUGAGUUUGCACUUGAAAUCAAGAAAUUAGAUACCGACUUGACUAUUGAAAUGCUACAAUCAGGAACUUGGAAGACGUCCGAGUUCAAGCCAUAUAACUUUUCUGCCGAAGGUAUCAACACCAAUGGUGGAGCAUUCCAUCCACUUAACAAGGUGCGUGAAGAAUUCCGACAAAUCUUCUUCUCCAUGGGAUUCACUGAAAUGCCCACUAAUCAGUAUGUUGAGAGUGGAUUCUGGAACUUCGAUACCUUGUAUGUUCCUCAACAACAUCCUGCCAGAGAUUUGCAAGAUACUUUCUACUUGAAAGAUCCUGUCAAGGCCCUUGAGCCUGAAGACAAGACUUACUGGAGUCAUGUUCGUAAAGUUCAUGAGGAAGGUGAGUUUGGUUCGAUUGGUUACAGAUAUCCAUGGAAGCCCGAGGAGGCCACCAAACUUGUUCUACGUACCCACACGACCUCUGUUUCUGCUGCCAUGUUACACAAGUUAGCCAAGAACCCUGGACCUGCCAGAUAUUUCAGUAUUGACAAAGUGUUCCGUAACGAGGCCGUCGAUGCUACCCAUUUAGCCGAGUUCCACCAAGUCGAAGGUGUUAUUGCCGAUUAUAACCUGACUCUUGGCGAUUUGAUUGGAUUCAUGGAACGCUACUUCUCCAAGAUGGGAGUCAACCAGAUCAGAUUCAAGCCUGCAUACAACCCCUACACCGAGCCCAGUAUGGAGAUUUUCGGAUACCACGAGGGACUCGGCAAAUGGGUCGAGGUCGGCAACUCGGGCAUGUUCCGUCCCGAGAUGCUCGAGUCCAUGGGUCUACCCAAAGACCUACGUGUCCACGGAUUCGGUCUCAGUUUAGAGCGUCCCACCAUGAUCAAGUACGCCGUCAGCAACAUCCGUGAGCUGCUCGGUCACAAGGUCAGUCUCGACUUCAUCGAGAACAACCCUGCCGUCAGAUUCGAAGAAGCAUUAGUUUAG
Sugiyamaella lignohabitans is the source of this 1479-nucleotide messenger RNA. RefSeq names its product phenylalanine--tRNA ligase subunit alpha (gene FRS2). The transcript has a single exon. NCBI's taxonomy places the organism in Eukaryota, Fungi, Ascomycota, Dipodascomycetes, Dipodascales, Trichomonascaceae. Gene Ontology annotation, cellular component: phenylalanine-tRNA ligase complex; cytoplasm; cytosol. The record is from RefSeq and is a predicted model, not a curated record. Gene Ontology annotation, biological process: phenylalanyl-tRNA aminoacylation. The coding region runs from base 1 to 1479 and encodes 492 amino acids. Gene Ontology annotation, molecular function: tRNA binding; ATP binding; phenylalanine-tRNA ligase activity.